This is a messenger RNA of Esox lucius (northern pike), 2055 nucleotides long. It is a transcript of the gene lipf, whose product is annotated as lipase, gastric. NCBI's taxonomy places the organism in Eukaryota, Metazoa, Chordata, Actinopteri, Esociformes, Esocidae. The record is from RefSeq and is a predicted model, not a curated record. Bases 112 to 1308 code for a protein of 398 amino acids. Gene Ontology annotation, molecular function: hydrolase activity, acting on ester bonds. The transcript is spliced from 10 exons.
GGUGUGCCUCUGACGUUUUAUCACGCUGCGUCUCUUGUGACUUCUUCCUUCACCGCGGGCCAACCAAGAAUACUGGACCAAGAAUACUGGAGUAGAAGGUGUGGACUGAAGAUGGUUUGGGAUCUACUUACCGUGGCCUUCCUAAUCACUGGUGCAGUCCAGGGUCAAAGAACCAUGCAGAAAGACAAGAAAAGACUUGACCCUGAGGUCAACAUGAACAUUAGCGAGAUCAUCAGGCAUUGGGGCUACCCAGCCGAGGAGCACGACAUCAUUACAGAGGACGGCUACAUCCUGAGUGUGAACAGGAUUCCAAGCAAUCUGAAGUACUCUCAAGAUUCCAAGCCUGCAGUGUUCCUCCAGCAUGGCCUCCUGGCUGCCGGAAGUAACUGGGUGACCAAUCUCCCUAACACAAGUCUGGCUUAUUUGUUAGCCGACGCUGGCUAUGAUGUCUGGAUCGGCAACAGCAGGGGAAACACCUGGUCCAGGAGACAUGUCACACUCCGCCCUGACCAGAACGAGUUCUGGCAAUUCAGCUAUGAUGAAAUGGCAAAGAAGGACCUGCCAGCAGUCGUAAACCACAUCCUGAAGACGACAGGCCAGGAUCAGAUCUACUAUGUAGGCCAUUCUCAAGGAACAACUAUUGCUUUUAUUGCAUUCUCUUCGAUGCCUGAGCUGGCAAGCAAAAUCAAGAUGUUCUUUGCCCUGGCUCCGGUGGCCACUGUGGCCUUUACUGCUAGCCCCAUGACCAAGUUGUCCUUCUUGCCUGAAUUCCUAAUAUGGCGUCUGUUUGGGAAGAAGGACUUUUUACCUCAGAGUGAAGCCAUCAAGUGGUUCGCCACCAACUUCUGCAAUAAGGAUCCUCUUAGUGUGCUGUGUGGAAACCUUUUCUUUGUCCUCUGUGGCUUUGAUGAGCGAAACCUCAACAUGACUCGGACACCUGUGUACACCACCCACUGCCCAGCAGGAACUUCAGUUAAGAACAUGAUUCACUGGUCGCAGGCAGUGCAUGGUGGAAAGCUGAUGGCGUAUGACUACGGAAGAAAAGGGAAUAUGGGUCAUUACAACCAGUCGACCCCUCCACUGUACAACAUCCAGAACAUGAAGGUGCCUACGGCCCUGUGGUCCGGAGGUCAUGACACCCUGGCUGACCCGAAGGACGUGAAGCGGUUGCUCUCCCAGGUCCCGAAUCUGGUUUACCACCGACACAUUCAGCACUGGGAGCACCUGGACUUCAUCUGGGGUCUGGACGCCCCCCAGGAGAUGUACAUUGAGAUGAUCAAACUAAUGAGCCAGCAGGACGGGCUGUAACAGUGGUUAAAGGGUGAGAUGGAUAUAAGGUGUUAGCCAUAGGAGACGUUAACUGGAGCGCCGGCGUGCUUUACCAUUGUGUUUUUGGAUUGAAUGUGCUUGUGACUGUGUAAAGAGUGCGUAUUUACAUGAAAGUGUUUCUGUAAGCCAUGCUCUCAAGGACCAAUAGUUGUUUAGAACCUUUGUGUUAAGGAUUUGGUGUUUUACUUCUUUUUACUAUCGCUUUUACAGAACACAUGAUUGGAUUUUAGAUAUGUGUGUUUUAAGAAUGUCCCAUGUGUGUAAAUGGGGCAUGAGUAGCAAACAUUCCUGGAUGAAAUAUGAGUUGAAGGUUUGUCAUGUAACUCAGUCAUUAGUGCAUUAUCAUAAUAUGCUAAAUAUCCAGGGUCCUGUUUAACAUAAAAUUCCUCUCUCAAGACUUGCACUUUUCAAACUGUCAUCCCUAGCACUUUUUUUAUUCCAACGUUGUGUUGAUUAAUGUUGCUGUGCCUUUUUACUGAAACAAAUUCUAUUUUAGUUAUGCCUUUAAUGUCCUGUCGAUGCUGGCACAGUAACUGUGUUACUUUAUCCUCUAUGGGAGCUUAAUAGGUCUGUGGUAACUGUAAUUUAGGAUGGAAGUGUGCCGACCAAAGAAUGACUCGCAUAGGUUAGUUCAUGUAUUUACUUAUUGGAUUGUUACAACACUGUUGUAUGCUGCCUUAGUAACUAUGAACUCAACUACUCAAUAAAAAUCCCAUAGAAAAUAAA